AUGUCUUCACAAAAGAAAAAAACUACUUCCGACCAAACUGAAGAAAUAUUAGCAAUCGAUCUAAAAAGUCGAAAUACUGAUUUAGAACCAUUUCCGCAUCCGUUUUAUCCAGGUAGUUAUGGUGACGGAUGUGAACCAAAAACAUUAAUUGAAUUGGCAAUGAUGCGAUUGAGUGGAACUAUUCGAACGAAACUAAAAUGGUAUGGAAAAAUGAAAGAUGAAACAAUACGAAACAAGUGGAAACAAGAAGCUUCAGAGCAAACAUCGCUUACAGACAAACAAAUCAAUUAUGUUCUAGCUGAAUUAGAAUAUUACGAUUCGAUACGAGAUGGAUCUAUGGAAAUGUCUUCUGUCGAUGGUGUAUGGCAAAGUGAUGAAUUAAUACCUGAGGAUAUAAAAGAAUCAUUAAUUGAAUGUGUAAAGAGUUUCGAGAAUGUACCAGAAAAUGAACUAGAUUGGCAUCCUGGUACAAAUAAACAAAUACGAGAUUUAGUUCAUCCAUCAUUAUUUUGUUUUGUUAAUCAAAUGACAAGAGUUAUUAAUGAUAAGAAUCGUAUUAUGAAUGUAGAUAAUGCUCUAGAACAUAUUAAUGAUGGACAAAUUAUUGACAUCAAUGCAAAAGAAUCAUCUUCAAAAAAUAAACGGCAAAAAUCAAAACAUGAUUAUACUCGAUCGAAUACAUAUCAAUGGUUACCAGCUGAAUUUAAUGUUUCAAAGGAUGGUCAUGUUGCAAUCGAAUCAUAUAUCAAUAAUUUACAUCCAGUUGAAAAUAAAAAGUUAUAUCAAUUAAUUGAACAAAUAUGUGAACGUUUUAUACCUCUUUUUAACAAAGCUUUAACCGAUUUAAUUCAUAAUAGAUAUAAACCUAAUCGAAUCAUUGUCAAUCCAUAUCAAUGGUAUGAUAAUUCAAAUUCAUCGGAUAAUGAUAGUUCUGCAGGCGAUGAUGAUAUCGAUUAUGAUGAUCAUAGACCAAUUACAUUACCUGAUGUCGGAGAAUUUCGAAUGCCAUCAUCAACAACUCCGAGCAUUGAUUUACGUGGAAGACAACUACAAAUAAUUGUUAAAUUAGCUGAUAUUAUAUUAACACCAGAGAAUCCUAAAUAUCCUGGUGGUGUUUGGCAUGUUGAAGGAAUGGAGAAUGAGCAUAUUGUUGCUACAGGUAUUUAUUAUUAUUUUAAUUCUAAUAUCACACAAUCAGUUUUACAAUUUCGAACUGUGAUAAGUGAACCAAAUUAUCAACAAAAUGAUAAUCGUGGUGUAAGAAUCGUUUAUGGUUUAAAUGAUGAAGCACCGUUAAAUCAAACAUUGGGUGAAGUGAUUACUCAAGAAAAUCGUUGUCUUGUAUUUCCGAAUAUUUAUCAACAUCGUGUUGCACCAUUUCAAUUGAAAGAUCCUACCCAAUCAGGUCAACGUAAAAUAUUAGUACUUUUUUUAGUUGAUCCAACUGCUCGUAUAUUAUCUACUGCAAAUGUUCCACCGCAACAAUCUCAUUGGCUUGCCAGUCUUAUACGUUCUAUACCUCCAUUUAAUAGUUUGCCAUUAGUACUCAUCGAUAAAAUAAUGAAUUAUAUUGAUUUUCCUAUGAAUAUGAAACAAGCGAAACAACAUCGUGAGAAAUUAAUGGAUGAAAGAAAAUAUUUUAUUUCUCAAAAUAAUGAAUUACUGUUUGAAAGACCGUUUUCAUUAUGUGAACAUUGA
Molecule: messenger RNA, 1698 nt
Organism: Rotaria sp. Silwood1
Lineage: Eukaryota; Metazoa; Rotifera; Eurotatoria; Philodinida; Philodinidae
Source: the annotation of a GenBank genome assembly